UUCAAUCAGAACAUGAUGAAUAAUUAUCUUUAUUAAUCUGACUGAUAGAAGUGAUAAAAAGAUAAAGUUUAGUUAGGCCCAGAUUUAUAAAGUGCAACGGACGAUCGUUCUGAGAGGUUACAAAAUGCAGCUAUUGCCAUGCGUCAAAAAAUACGAUGAAAAUGAAAGUAAUUCAAAACAAAUCGACAGAGAAAUCAAACAAUGGAUUAAAUCCUACAACGAUGCUAUCAAAUUAUUACUGCUGGGAACCGGUGAGAGUGGAAAAACAACCAUAAUAAAACAAAUGAAAAUUCUUCACAUACAGGGAUUUAAUGCUGGAGAGCGACUGGAAAAAGUACAGCAUAUUCGGCACAAUAUUCACGAAUCAAUAUACGAGAUAGUCCAUAAUAUGUCAGCAUUAAGUAUACCACUCCGAGAUCCGAGGAAUAUUCAGUCCCAACAGUACAUAUUACAGAUUGGGCUUGCAGGACCUGGAGAUUAUACAGAGGAGUACUUCGACCACGUUAGAUCAUUAUGGCGAGACGCAGGAGUCAGGGAAUGCUUCAAACGAGCCAAUGAAUAUCAGCUCAUAGACAGCGCGGAAUACUUUCUUGACAGAAUAGACCUGAUUGCUAAAAGCGAUUAUCUUCCAUCCGACGCAGACAUCCUACGCUGCCGACAGAAGACCACUGGUAUACAGAAGAUUGAGUUUAAAGUUAAAGUACCAAAAUCAAUGCAUGGUGGCGUCCAAGAUUUCUGGAUGUUCGAUGUUGGAGGUCAAAGAGGUGAACGAAAGAAGUGGAUCCAGGUGUUCGAAGGUAUACAUGCAAUCUGGUUCCUGGUCGCUUGCAGUGAUUUUGAUCAGAAUUUACGGGAGGACAAUACACAGAAUCGAUUGACUGAGUCACUAGUUUUGUUUCAAGAUGUCUGGCAGAGUAGAUUUCUCCUGGAAGCAGGAUUAAUAGUGUUUUUGAACAAGCAAGAUCUUCUCGAGAACAAAGUAUCUCGGGGUAACACAAUCGCUCAUUACUUUCCGCAGUAUGACAACUUUGAUGCUCCCGGAAAUGAAUAUAAUAGGACUAAACUAUUUAUUAAGAGCCUUUUCAUGGACUUAACAAAGAAGCGAGAGAGAAGAAACCUAACAGCAUCAGCUGAACGCUUCGUGGUAAGUGAAGCAAGCCGAGCACGCGAAUGCUAUUUUCACUUCACAACAGCAACGGACACAGACAACGUACGAACGGUCUUCCGAGACGUGCAUCAGAUGAUACUUACACAUAUACUUAAUAAUAUUGGUGUCUAUUAAUAAAUGU
This is a messenger RNA of Pieris brassicae (large cabbage white), 1289 nucleotides long. It is a transcript of the gene Galphaf, whose product is annotated as guanine nucleotide-binding protein G(f) subunit alpha. Gene Ontology annotation, molecular function: GTPase activity; G-protein beta/gamma-subunit complex binding; G protein-coupled receptor binding. Bases 125 to 1282 code for a protein of 385 amino acids. The transcript has 10 exons. Gene Ontology annotation, cellular component: heterotrimeric G-protein complex. The record is from RefSeq and is a predicted model, not a curated record. Lineage: Eukaryota; Metazoa; Arthropoda; Insecta; Lepidoptera; Pieridae. Gene Ontology annotation, biological process: adenylate cyclase-modulating G protein-coupled receptor signaling pathway.